Photinus pyralis (common eastern firefly) is the source of this 854-nucleotide messenger RNA. RefSeq names its product ADP-ribosylation factor 2 (gene Arf102F). NCBI's taxonomy places the organism in Eukaryota, Metazoa, Arthropoda, Insecta, Coleoptera, Lampyridae. The transcript has 4 exons. Gene Ontology annotation, molecular function: GTP binding; GTPase activity. The record is from RefSeq and is a predicted model, not a curated record. Gene Ontology annotation, cellular component: plasma membrane; cytoplasm. The coding region runs from base 167 to 706 and encodes 179 amino acids. Gene Ontology annotation, biological process: intracellular protein transport; vesicle-mediated transport.
CCGCCAAUCUAGACACGUUCUUUAUUAUUAAAUUGGCAUAUCUCAAAUUCUGGAGUUUUAUACGUACACUAGAAAAUAAAGGUACGUUCUACGUGGCAGUUGAUUUAUUUAAAAGCUUCCGAGAAUCUUCACGAGAAAAUUGAAAAUUCACCGUUGUUAGUUUAAAAUGGGUCUAACAAUUUCGAGUGUGCUAACCCGUUUAUUUGGCAAAAAGCAAAUGCGCAUUUUAAUGGUGGGAUUAGAUGCUGCCGGUAAAACUACAAUUCUAUAUAAGUUAAAGUUAGGCGAAAUCGUUACUACGAUACCGACCAUCGGAUUUAAUGUUGAAACAGUGGAAUACAAAAAUAUAUGCUUUACCGUUUGGGAUGUCGGUGGUCAAAACAAAAUUCGCGCUUUGUGGCGCCAUUACUUCCAAAACACCCAGGGACUUAUUUUCGUUGUCGACUCAAAUGAUCGUGAACGUAUCAGUGAAGCGGAAGAUGAAUUAAAAAAUGUGCUGCAAGAAGAUGAGUUGCGGGAUGCUGUCUUGUUGGUAUUCGCAAAUAAGCAAGAUUUACCCAAUGCAAUGACUGCUGCCGAGCUCACUGAUAAAUUACAAUUGAAUGAACUACGUAAUCGUCGUUGGUAUAUACAAGCUACCUGCGCCACUCAAGGAGAUGGUUUAUACGAAGGAUUAGAUUGGCUCUCAAAUGAAUUAGCCAAGUAAAUUAUAAAUUCUUUUCUAACUUAGUUCGAACUAUUAAUAAGUUGAUGUUUUAAAUAUGUUGUUUUAAUUAGGUUACACCUUUUUUAAGAUAUUUCCAGUUUGUGAUCUACAUAAGUAAAUGACUGAUUAACAAGAAAAGUUUAAUAUA